This is a messenger RNA of Pistacia vera, 726 nucleotides long. RefSeq lists its product as uncharacterized. The record is from RefSeq and is a predicted model, not a curated record. Gene Ontology annotation, molecular function: nucleic acid binding. The transcript is spliced from 3 exons. Lineage: Eukaryota; Viridiplantae; Streptophyta; Magnoliopsida; Sapindales; Anacardiaceae. The coding region runs from base 1 to 726 and encodes 241 amino acids.
AUGGAAAAUAUUAUUCAUGUUGAUGAGAAGUGGUUCUACAUGACAAAGCAGUCAGAGAAGUAUUACCUCCUGCCUGACGAAGACGAGCCUUUACGCACAUGUAAGAGUAAGACUUUUAUUACUAAAGUCAUGUUUCUGGCUACAGUGACAUGCCUAAGGUUUGAUGAAUCAAGGAAUGAAUUAUUUUCUGGAAAAAUCGGGAUAUUUCCUUUCAUAAAUAAAGAACCUGCAAGGAGGAGUAGUAAAAAUCGUUUUGCCGGAACCAUGGAGACUAAAACAAUCAAUUCUAUCAAUAAGGAAAUUUAUCGAUCUUACAUAAUUAAGAAACUCUUGCCGGCUAUCCGAGAUAAGUGGCCAAGAAUUGAUGCAGGAAGUCCAAUAUUUAUCCAACAAGACAAUGCGAAACCUCAUAUUGGUUUGGAUGAUGAGUAUUUUCAAAGUAAUGCUACUAAGGAUGGCUUCGACAUACGUUUGAUCUAUCAACCAACGAAUUCUCCAGAUAUGAAUGUUCUAGACCUUGGUUUUUUUAAUGCGAUACAGGGACUACAAUACCAACAGGCACCCAACUCUAUAGAUGUGCUCAUAGAGGCUAUUCAGAAGUCCUAUGAAGAACAACCUGCCAAGAAGAAACCUAAGAAGAGAAAAUCAAUGGAGCAGGGACUAGAAGGCGAGAAUGAUGGUCUUUUGAAUAGAUUGUCUGAAUCUAAUGUGGAAUCUUCCCCUUGA